Drosophila gunungcola (fruit fly) is the source of this 1820-nucleotide messenger RNA. RefSeq lists its product as uncharacterized. Bases 1 to 1785 code for a protein of 594 amino acids. The transcript has a single exon. The record is from RefSeq and is a predicted model, not a curated record. Lineage: Eukaryota; Metazoa; Arthropoda; Insecta; Diptera; Drosophilidae.
AUGGCUUGGUUAGUUAGCAUUCUAUUCUGCCUUGGGAUUUCAAGGGCUCAGUUCUCGGAUAUAAUUGUUAACGGGAACCUAGAACUACAGGAAAUACUAUUAAGACUUCUCGCAAAAUUGCACCUCGAAGAUAAGUACGACAUACUGUUAAUCUACGGAGAGGAUUGUGUUUUUCCUUCCCUAACCAGACGUCUGCCAAUAUCCACAGUGCUGGUGUCUUCGGGAAGCACAAACUUUGAUUGGAAUUUCAGCACCCCAACACUUAUACUUAGUUGUGGGUUUCAAGCCGAGAGAGAGGAAAACUAUCGAACCCGGAUGAAGCUGCAAGCAAACAGGCGUCUAAUCCUUCUAAGGGAGGAUAUUCAACCAGAGACUGUAUGCGAAUAUUACACGAAAAAGGACCAGUAUAACAUAGCCAUGGUAACAGUCGACUUCGAUCAGGACGGAGUAGUCAACUCGUGUCGCUUUUUUCAAGACCGAAAAUAUGAGAAGAUCAAUAUUUUCGAGGGUCAACACAUUUUCAUAGAACAAUUUCGAAACAUGCGCGGAGCUCCGAUCAGAACAAUCUCAGACAACUUGGCUCCUGGAUGUAUGAUCUACCGGGAUCCAAAAACAGGUGAAGAGAAGUUCACCGGAUUCGUGGCCAAUUUGCUAAACAAUUUCGUGGAAAAGGUUAAUGCCACCAUGGAAAUGCAGGUUAAUUUAAUUGAGGCCGGAGGGAAAAUAUCGUUUGUGAAUAUUUCAAAGUGGACGGCGGUGGACCUCCUGGACAUUGGCAUGAGCGAAUCCGCAUCCUGGCAUAUGUGGAACUACGAUACGCUUUCUUAUCCGUACCUAAUAACUUCCCACUGCUUCAUGGUUCCUCUUCCGGAUUUGGUGUCGUACAAUGACCUGUACUUGCUAAUCAUAGAUCCGCCCGUCCUGGCCGCGCUCUUUGUUAUAUACUGCACCAUCUCGCUGCUCCAAUUCUACACCCAGAGGAAGUCCUGGCGCGGCCUGAGCCUGUCCAGGGUCCUGAUGAACGAUAUGUGUUUGAGGGGAUUUUUAGGCCAGUCGUUCCCUUUUUCCCUUCACUCCAGCAGAAAACUGAAACUGCUUUUUCUGAUUGUUUGCUUUACCAGCGUAAUGUGCAACACCAUGUAUGUGUCAUACCUGCAGAGCUUCAUGUGGGGUACGCUGCGCCAGCCGAUUAUGCUGAGCGUACUCGAUGUGGAGAGGUCCAGAUACAAGGUGGCCAUACCCAGUUUCGAAUUGGAAGUGCUGCUAAGUUUAAACCUCAGCGAAGAGAAGUUGCUGAUCUUCGAGGACGCCAACCAAUUCGAGCGGUUGCGGGAGACCUUUAAUGACAAUUAUAUCUACCCGAUUACCGAAGUCCGCUGGAUCACCUUCAACGAACAGCAGAAGCUCUUCGCAUAUCCCCUAUUCUACUACUCACAUUCACUGUGUCUAUACAACGUCGACACCUACACUGUUCCCAUAAGACGUCACCUGCCCUAUCGCGAUCUCUUCGAGGAGCACAUUAUGCGCCAGAAUGAGUUCGGUUUGCCGAGGUACUGGAUCGAUCGAAGCUUUACCGAUAUGCUAUGGCUGAAACUUAAGCGGUUUGAGGACUUAAGUCCACCACACCUGAAUGAUGAAAUCGAAGUAAAAAAUCUUUAUUGGGUAUUAGGCAUGUUUGUGGCUGGAUUAAGCAUUAGUUGCUGCUGUCUUGCCAUUGAGCUUUUGGGAUCUAUAAGCUGCCGGAGAAGCUUUAUAAUACCUAUGUGUAAAAGGGUUAAGAAUUAACAUCUUUGUCUGUAUUUAAAUUUAGAUUUACCUGA